Molecule: messenger RNA, 4205 nt
Organism: Pomacea canaliculata
Lineage: Eukaryota; Metazoa; Mollusca; Gastropoda; Architaenioglossa; Ampullariidae
Exons: 13
Coding region: 662-3763 (1033 amino acids)
Cellular component (GO): extracellular region
Molecular function (GO): chitin binding
Source: RefSeq, a predicted model, not a curated record
GCUGCUCAAGACACCGUUGUCUCCAUCUGCGGAAAGUUAGACGUGAGUGUGGUGCACCUCCAUCACCUCUCGGUAUGGCCACAUCCUCCUCCUGCACUGUAAGUCAGAGGGUUGAGCUCGUGUCCCUUUCGUGAGUGUGGCAACUGGACUCUGUGAACUUUUACAGUAACUAGAUGAUGACGGGCUACCUGUAACCAGGCCACACAGAUAACGGCCUUGGUGUUUGUGGGCGGAGUCAGGAGAUGACGAAGACAAACUACCCUCAUAUUUGUCUUGUCUCCACAGCCAGCGGAGUUUCCACGCGCCAUGUGUCAGUGCUGUCAGGAUAACAGGAUACACCUUAGGGAACAAUGGAUGGCGUAAAUGUCUCCUUGACGAAAAGCAUCAUGCAUGUCGCAGUCAUCUUGUGUCGGCGGUCCUCUUCAGGCCUCUGUUCACUCGACUGAAAAGGUUAUUUAAUGCGAACUUCAAGUGUGGCGACUUUCCUAUUAAGGAAAAUGUUUCAGCAAUGUUUUUAUUUACACAACGUUAAAAUAUUAAGGCUUACAAAGUCUGAUCUGUCAUAUGGACAGAAAAUAAUGGAGUAACUGUUUAGUUGCUGUGAGGGUAGGGUAGCAGUCCGACCAGGAUUUUAUGUUGAAGAAAUAACAGCACUACUACUAUGGCUGCCGAGGGAGAGCAACAAGAAUUUUCAGUUCCUUCGUGGGUGAGGCUGUUGAAGUCUUCGCAGUUUGGCCGCACCGGGUGGAUGAACGAUGGCUUUGAAGAGCAGAACAAAGAAACCGAAUCCUACGUUUCUUCCUACCCUGAAGCCGACUACACUUUCUCAGUCAGGCCCUUGUCCGAGGUAGACUACACAAGUCCACUAACCCGACCAACCCCUUCCUAUUUUUGUCUCUCCCACCUGUCCGGAUGUACCUUGCAGUAUCCCCAGCACCUAUCAGACAGUAAGGACGAAGACUGGAAGUCUGGGAGUGGCUUUGAUUCGAGUCUAGGAACAUGGAACAGCCGCCUCACUGCGUCACAUGAGCACGUGACAUUGCCAGCCAAUCAGACGGGAGCUACCAAUAUGGGAGAAUCUGAGACACAUCAUGGCUACAUCCGGUUUGACCAGGUGCAGGUGCACAGUCUGCCCAAGAAAACAUCGGGUAGUUUGCUGCAUCACCCUUACGACUUCCAGCAAACCAGUCUGGCUAUCUCGGGGGGCAUACCCGGCUCUCUUGGUCACGUGACACAGCUUGGACAUCAGGAGUCGGAUCACCAUCAGGCACCAGCCUGCCUCAGGGAGCUGCCCUGUCAAGAGACAUCCACCCGUAAAAAUGAGCGGUCAGGGUGUGGUCGCCACUCGCCAGCUGUCACAUCAGUCAUCGUCGUCAUGGCUCUGGUCAUUAUUGGCUUGGCUGCGGCGCUAAUUGUGUCGAUGGUUACAAAACAAGAUGAGGAAAACGGGCAGGAUGGUCACCCUGUGGUGACAGCCUUGGUCAGUCUCAAGAUCCUCAACAAAAAUUUCACCUCUGGCAUGCAGGAAUUCAACUCUGAAGAGUUCUAUGGCAUCUCCAAGCCUUACAGUCAGGAGUUAGAUCGUCUGUUCUUGACGUCGCCUUUGGCAGACAUCUACCGCGGAAACAAGAUUGUUGCCUUAAGCCAAGGUAGCAUCAAGGCAGACGCUGAGCUGCUUUUUCUUGACAAAGGCCUCAUCCGGGACAGUCAGGCUGUGGAAAACGUCAUCAGUUCCGCGGACCGCGCGCAUGACUGGCGCGAGAGCGACGCGAGGGAAAUGGGAGAGUUUGUCGUCUGCGGCGACUGUGUCAAGGUCGCGGUCAACUUCACAACAAUUCACCAGUUGCCAGAGAAACCAGUUCUGACCCCUGAAGUGUUGCUUCCACUUACUUCUACUGAACUUCCGGGUAAACCGGAAGUUAGUACCGGACCAUCUGAAAAUCUUCAUCCCGUAACUACAGAAGGCAUGGCCACAAAAAUCUCAGUCACGAGAUCACACCCAUUUCUUCAAGAUGGACAUUUCAUCGUCGCAUGUGACAUCACAGACGUGACGUCAUGGUCAUCUCUCACUAUAGAAUUCGUUCCGCAAAAUAGCGCAUCGUGGCAUAAACCCGGCAAGGUGAAGGUCGUGUCGUUUAACGGCAGUUUUCCCGACAAACCCCGGGUGUCGGAGGCGUACCGCGCACGCCUGGUGACCUUUCAGCACUCUGAGGGCCCCGGCAGCCUUUCUGUCGUCAUGAACGUUAGCGGCGUGACGUGUCGCGACCGUGGCGCCUACAUCUGUAGCCUAGUGACGUCAGAUGGUCAGCAGUACCAAGGUUCUGGUGACGUCGAGAUCCAAGAGCUGCCCACGAUUCCUGUGAUCACCGAGACCAAGAAGUCGCCGCUAUGGGACGCUACUCCCGAGUACUCCUGCACGGCGAAACUCGGUUAUCCUCCCGGAAACCUGACGUUUCAUGCUGCCAGGGACCCAGCGACCUUUGACCCCGUGGUUAGCAACCUGACUCGCACAGGUGACACGUGCGACAGUCAGACCGUUGUCACUGUGUCAGCCGUGGAUCCUGCUCUGAGGAAUGCGACUCGAGUUGUGUGUCAAGUUGCUAGCGUGCAUUUGAACCUCUUGGACUCCACCCAGUACGCCACUGUCCACCCCACCUCUGUGUCCAGAAAGCUGGAAAUUCAGACCAAAUCCACCUCAAUCAAUGACGGACUCGCAGCCAUCAGGUGCCGGUUGCUGAAUGCUGGCUCCUGGCAGAAGCUGACGCUGUACAAGAUGACGUCCUCGUCCUCGCUGACAGAACUCAUCUCCAUGUUUCCCAACAGGACGACGAGGUGGCUGGACUUCUCUCUCAGUCAGCGCGCCCUCACGGUGGUGGACGUUUCUGACCGUGUGACGGAUCUUGAUGUUUUCAUCCACUCGCUGAAGUGCGCUGACGAGGGAAGGUACGCAUGCGCAGUGCAAGCUUCCGGCGUCAGCAUCACGAUGCCCUCGGCGCUUCUUACCGUUACAGCGAGGCCCUCGGCACCGGACCUCCACGUACCUGCUGACGCGGUCGAAAACGAACUAGUCAAGUCCCCAGUCACGUGCCAGGCGACAGUGGGGCGACCUGCCGGAAGUCUAGUUCUAAAGGUAAAAAAUCCAGGUGAGAAGGACUUUCGCCAUCUGGCGUUCAACGAGCAGACGACAAGGGCAAUGUCUUGUUCGACGGCGAUGUGGGGGAUCUUCUACCCAACCACCAGCAUAGUGCACAACGCCUCCAUCUUUUCCUGUGGCGUCGUUCCUCACGAAACCCUGGCUACAGAUCUCACGGACAAGCUGGAAGUUUCCGAUACUUUCUACAUCAUUGCUGCCGACUACUGUGAAGGAGCAGGCGUUAGAAACGUGUCCCACCCAACGGACUGCCACCAUUAUGUCACGUGCACAAAUGACGUCAUUGCCAACGUCAGCAAAUGUGGCGACGGCCUUUGCUUUGACCCAGCGACCGGCGACUGCACCGCCCAAGCACCGAGCGACAACAGCUAUGAUGCUACCAAGAACAUCUGUUACCCGGAUAAAGAUUACGUAACCUACCCGCAUGACGACGGGUGUCAUCUCUAUAUCCAGUGCGACCUUGGAAGGGAGCUAAUCCAGCAUUGCCCGAAGGACGCCAUCUUUGCUUCCGGUAUGGAGUGCACCGUGAACGUCAGAGCCUCGCAGUGCUACAGGGUGAUGGACACGACCAACAGAAUUGUCAGCAACUCUACAGACUUGCUGACAAGAUAGCAGUAGUAGUAGUAGUGUGUGUGUGUGUGUGUGUGCGUGUGUGCGCGUGUGUGCGUGUGUGCGUGCGUGCGUGUGUCCCUGUGUGUGCGUGUGUGCGUGUGUGCUAGUCGUAUAUACCUGUGCACAGUCCCUGUCACUAUUUGCAGGCGGCUUGUUUUGCUUGCAAGUUGAGCAUUUAAUAUAUUUUAAAUAUUUCUUCAAGUAAUUCUCAGAUUGUAUAAUGGAACAUCAUAGCCUACAACCCUGUAUACAUCCAGAGAAGCAGUUUAUUCUGCGGCCACUGAUGUAAAUAAGUUUUUCUAUAAUUAUUAGAACGUGAAGAUGGAUUUAUUUUGAUUAUUUUACACUCCUUUAUAUUUUAGUAAUUUUACAUCCAUCGUUUACACGUGUGUGGAGCUGCAAGAUACAAUAAAAGGCAGAAAGAUAAGUUAUCUGAAGUAGU